Saccostrea cuccullata (small rock oyster) is the source of this 777-nucleotide messenger RNA. RefSeq lists its product as uncharacterized. Lineage: Eukaryota; Metazoa; Mollusca; Bivalvia; Ostreida; Ostreidae. Bases 51 to 398 code for a protein of 115 amino acids. The record is from RefSeq and is a predicted model, not a curated record. The transcript is spliced from 2 exons.
AAUUAUAUAGAGAUACAUAAAUCAUUAUGCUGUUUUCUUUGUGAUUAGACAUGGCGUACUCAGUUUUACUAUGGCCAAUGAUUGUGGCGGCAAUUUGUGCCCUGCUGUGGAUAAUGUCGGGAAUAGUCAUAAUGAUUGUGCUGAACUCGGAAAAGAAAAGAAAAUUAAAGCAUUUAAGAAAAGCAGCCAAAAGAAGAAAGAAGGCUAUGGCAAAAAUGGCUAUGGGACCAGCUAUGUACCCCCCUCCCCCUCCAGAAAUGAUGGUCAUGCAAACACUGCCGAAAAUGAGAGACACCCCGAAAGUCGUGCCCCUGGAGGAAGACAUUAUCUAUGAUAACAAACGAGUAAGCAGUGAAAUACGCCGAGGCAGUACUGAUAUCCGCCCAGAUCCAUUGUAAUACACUGAACAUUAUGCACAAUGAAUCUAUUAUAAUUAAUAUUAAUACAAAAUUAAAUUGUAAACAAAUGACAUCAAUAAUCUCAACCGUCCAUUUCUAGUUCAAAUAUUUUAAGUCACUUGAAGAAAAUGUAUUGAAAUUAAGAGGUAGUCUUUAAUACGCAAGAAAUUUUUGUGUACAAAGUAUACUUUAUCAAAAACAAGAAGAUGAACAAAAUGUUUAACAUAUGUUGAAUGGUUUGAAAACACUGAGUCUUGUUUUACUUUAAUGAUCAAAUGAUUGAAAAAAUACGGCGAAUGGUACUGAUCUGAAGAUUGAGAAAAGAAUAUAUUUGGAAAAUAUAAAAUACUCAUUAAAAUUCAAUUAUCUAUUCAUGUAA